Messenger RNA from Anolis carolinensis (green anole), 3517 nucleotides. RefSeq names its product zinc finger protein 658B-like. The record is from RefSeq and is a predicted model, not a curated record. The transcript has a single exon. The coding region runs from base 184 to 1830 and encodes 548 amino acids. Gene Ontology annotation, biological process: regulation of gene expression. Lineage: Eukaryota; Metazoa; Chordata; Lepidosauria; Squamata; Anolidae. Gene Ontology annotation, cellular component: nucleus.
GGAAAUGAAGACCCUAUGAAGUCACCACAGGCAUGAAAAGAAAAUAUCAAUAUCUAGUGGAGAUUGAGGAAUUUGGAAACCAAAGGGCAAUAAUGAAAGAAAUCCUGAGGGAAGAAAAAAUCCUCUCUAGGUGCCAGUCUUGUGGAACUCAAUUUUGAUUAAAAAGAAAAAGGUAACACUCACAUGUCUGUAUCGCAGUCAAUCAUAACUGUCAACAUGGAGGAGAAACACUUUACAUGUCUUGAGUGUGGAAAGAGCUUCAUUUGGAGGAGCCAUCUGCUACUGCAUGAAAGGACUCACACUGGGGAGAAACCCUUUAAAUGUCUGGAGUGUGGACAGAGUUUCACUCAUAGUUCAGGCCUACGUUCACAUCAAAGGACUCACACUGGGGAGAAACCCUUUAAAUGUCUGGAGUGUGGACAGAGUUUCACUCAUAGUUCAGGCCUACGUUCACAUCAAAGGACUCACACUGGGGAGAAACCCUACAACUGCCUGGAGUGUGGACAGAGCUUCACUCAUAGUUCAGUUUUGCAUUCACAUCAAAGGACUCACACUGGGGAGAAACCCUAUACAUGCCUUGAGUGUGGACACAGCUUCACUUAUAGUUCAGUUUUGCGUUCACAUCAAAGGAUUCACACUGGGGAGAAACCCUAUAAAUGCCUGGAGUGUGGACAGAGCUUCACUCAGAAUUCAGGCCUACGUACACAUCAAAAGACUCACACUGGGGAGAAACCCUAUACAUGCCUUGAGUGUGGACACAGCUUCACUUAUAGUUCAGUUUUGCGUUCACAUCAAAGGAUUCACACUGGGGAGAAACCCUAUAAAUGCCUGGAGUGUGGACAGAGCUUCACUCAGAAUUCAGGCCUACGUACACAUCAAAAGACUCACACUGGGGAGAAACCCUAUAAAUGCCUGGAGUGUGGACAGAGCUUCACUCAGAAUUCAGGCCUACGUACACAUCAAAGGACUCACACUGGGGAGAAACCCUAUACAUGCCUGGAGUGUGGACAUAGCUUCACACAUAUUUCACAUCUACGUUCACAUCAAAGGACUCACACUGGGGAGAAACCCUAUAAAUGCCUGGAGUGUGGUCAGAGCUUCACUCAGAAUUCAGGCCUACGUUCACAUCAAUGGACUCACACUCGGGAGAAACCCUACAACUGCCUGGAGUGUGGACAGAGCUUCACUCAGAAUUCAGGCCUACGUAGACAUCAAAGGACUCAUACUGGGGAGAGACCCUAUAAGUGCCUGGAGUGUGGACAGAGCUUCACUCAUAGUUCAGGCCUACGUUCACAUCAAAGGACUCACACUGGGGAGAAACCCUAUAACUGCCUGGAGUGUGGACAGAGCUUCACUCAUAGUUCAGUUUUGCGUUCACAUCAAUGGACUCACACUGGGGAGAAACCCUAUAACUGCCUGGAGUGUGGACACAGCUUUACUCACAAGGGAAACUUACAUACACAUCAAAGGACUCACACUGGGGAGAGACCCUAUACAUGCCUGGAGUGUGGACAGAGCUUCACUCAUAGUUCAGGCCUACGUUCACAUCAAAGGACUCACACUGGGGAGAAACCAUAUACAUGCUGGGAGUGUGGACAGAGCUUCACUCACAAUUCAGACUUACGUUCACAUCAAAGGACUCACACUGGGGAGAAACCCUAUAAAUGCCUGGAGUGUGGAAAGAGCUUCGCUCAAAGUGGAAACCUAAGUUCACAUCAAAGGACCCACAGUGGGGAGAAAUCCUAUAAAUGUCUGGAGUGUGGACAGAGCUUCGCUCGUAGUUCAGGCCUACGUUCACAUCAAAGAACUCACUGGGGAGAAACCCUAUAAAUGCCUGGAGUGUGGACAGAGCUUCACUCAGAGUUCAGGCCUACGUACACAUCAAAGGACUCACACUGGGGAGAAACGCUAUACAUGCCUGGAGUGUGGACAGAGCUUCACUCAUAGUUCAAGCCUACGUAAACAUCAAAGGACUCACACUGGGGAAAAACCGUAGAAAUGCAUGGUGUGUGGACAGAGCUUUUCACGGAAUAACAUUAUACAUAGACAUCAUAGAAUUCACCCUGGAGAGAAUGGUGUUAAUUGACACCAGAGUGUCAUUCCAACGUGUACAAAAGCAACACUUGCAAAUUUUGGAAAUGCAAGCUCAAAGUUGAGACAUUCAUCACAUGUGAUAUAUUGUAGAAAGAUCGAACUAAAAUGCCUUCCAUUCUGGAAGUAAUUAAGAUGAUAGGAAACUAGAGUUUUAUAUGUUUAGAAUGUUGGAUGAUGAAUUAGAAUAAAAACAUGGGCUGUUACUGCGAGAUACUAAAGAAUUGACUAUACACAGGGAUGGAAGGAAUGUUUUAUUCCAAAGCAAAAAAGAAUGGCUUAUGUAGACCUGCAAAUUAGCCAAAACAAACAAGCUGACAACAACAUGGGCAGAUGUCAGUUGUAAUAUUUAUUCAGUGGAAGAGUGUUAUCGGAAAUAGAAGUGUUGUUAUAUUAUCUAAAGGGAGAAGAAUAAUGAAAGAUAAAAAUUAACAGAUAGAAUGAGGCUUUUAGGCAUGUAUCCCUGUCUGUUUGUUAGUUCAGCUGUGUGUCUAUGUAGGUAACUGUUUCGUUAGUGUGUUUGUUUCUGAUUUAGUUUUGUAUCUCAUGUAGUACUUAGUUUCAUGUAUAGUUGAAGCAUUAUAUAUAAUAUCUGCCUUUUUUAUUGUUGCUUUUAAUCUCUUUUUUAUUUAUUUCUUUUUAUUUAGCCCAAAAUGGGGUUUAAUGUUUAAUCUAGAGCACCUUUGAAUAUUAUUUCCUUUCUCUGUGUUGAUGACAUGGGUUUGGAUUCAAUUGUCUUGCUUCAGACAUUAUUGUUCCUAUUAUGCUUUAUACAACAUGUAUUCACUGCUUUGAUCACCAUCCAUUCUUUUUCACUGCCUUGUCUAUCCCGCAAACCCCUCCAGUGUGUUCUCUUGGUCAUCAGGGUUCAGUGUGCUAAGUUUGGUCCACAUCCGUCAUUGGUGGGCUUUCGAAUGCUCUCUGGAUGCAGGGUGAACUACAACUCCAGGGUCUUUGUGCCAAGUUUGGUCGUCAGUGUAAGGAUGUUAGGAGUUAAACAGAGAUUAUUGAUAUGAUUUUAUUUGUUUGUUAAAGAAAAAAGAAGGAGUUAUAUAUUAGCAAGGAAAAGGCCUAACAUGGAAACAGUGUUUGGCAGGUUGCCAUGGUAAUGCAGCCUCUCUUUGGAGAAGAAGGGGGCGUGGCUUAGUUGGCAGUUAGAGCAUAGACCUUUUUAAAAAGGGGUGUUGCUGUUAGGUUUUGAGAAGAUUAGGAGCUGUGGGAAUCAGCUAAGGACGUCAGCUUAUUGUUCACUCAGGGGAAAGGCUGGUGAUAUAAGUUGACCGGGUGUUUUAUUUACUGGUUCAAGAGAAGUUAUUUAAGAUCUAUCCAUUCAAGCAAGACUACAUUGUAACUUAAGAUCCGGAACAUUUACUGAUUGAAACCACACGCUUAUGUACAAAUAAACUUGAAUUUUGUUGUUCAUAAA